CCGCCCCKGGGCUGUGCGUCCCUUUGUCUCCUGGCGAGGGGAGCGGCCGCCCGUGCUCCCACCCGGGGUGCGGGGCUGUCUCCGUCGCGGGGCAGCCGCACAGAGCCGCUUCCACCGCCUUUAGGAGAGGCGUGAGCAGCCGCGGGUGCGUGGGGCUGGGGGUGUCUGUCAGACGCGCCCGCAUCCGAGCGCUCAGUGCCCCCGCCCGAGGGGCGGAUGAAGCCGGGCUUGGCUGCAGCGCUUCGGCCUAGGUGAAGGAUGAUCCAGAGGCACCAACUGGUUCAGUCUGUGCUGCAGGAGCUACAGGAAGCCACCGAAUGCUUUGGCCUGGAGGGCCUCACCAGUGCUGCACUGGAGGCAGAGAGGACCCUGUCAUCUUUCUCCCUGCCUGGCUAUUGUGGGAGUCAAUUUCAAGAGGAGCUGGAGGUUGACCGAGUAGCCAGAAGCCUCUAUCCUGAGGAUGCCCCAAGUAACAUGCUGCCUCUCGUUUGCAAAGGUGAAGGAAACCGCCUCUUUGAGGCUGCCAGCGUGCUGCUCUGGGGCAACCCCAGCCUCAGCCUGGAGCUGCAGGUGCGUACUGUGGUGGAGAUGCUGCUGCACAAGCAAUACUACUUGAAUGGCAUGAUUGAUUCCAAAGUGAUGCUGCAGGCUGCCCGCUACUCCCUCUGCACUGAGGAGACCCCAGAGAUGACCAGCCUCCCCAUGGCUAUCCUGGAAGCCAUCUUUGAUGCUGAUAUCAAAGCUACCUGUUUUCCUGGCACCUUUGCCAACAUGUGGCAUGUCUAUGCUCUUGCCUCGGUACUGCAGUGUAACAUCUACUCCAUCUAUCCCAUGAGCAACUUGAAGAUCCGACCCUAUUUCAACCGGCUCAUCCGGCCCAGGAAGUGUGGCCCACGAACCUCCACGCUACACAUCAUGUGGUCAGGGCAGCAGCUUUCCCGGCAGGUCUUCAAAGCACAGUAUUUUGUGGCUGUGGUUGGCCUGGAGGAGCUGGAACCCACAACACCUUCACCAGAGCCUCCUGUCCAGCCCAUGAAGACCCUUGAAUUGCUGAACAGUGACCCCCAGUUGACCUACUCCAACCUGCGUGACCGGUACAGCAUUACCAAGAGCACCUUCUACCGCUGGAAGCGCCAGUCUCGUGAGCACCGGCAGAAAGCGGCUGCCAGGUUUGCAGCUAAACACUUCCUCCAGUCCUGCUUUCAGGAGGGCAAUAUAAUACCCCUCCAGCACUUCCGACAAAUGUUCCCAGAAAUCUCCCGAUCCACAUACUAUGCCUGGAAACAUGAGAUGCAGAGCAUGGUCAAUGGUGAUGCCUCUGCUCUGUCUGAGGCUCACAGGUUGCAGGAGCUUCACAGGGUUGUCUCAAAAAAAGCUGAUGUGAAUGAGCCAGCAAAUCCACAGGGGGGCUUAAGAUCCUCAAGUCCUUCCCUAGAUCCCAUUCAAGCAGGAAUCUUUAUGCAAGGAGCCAAAUCCUACCUGGAAAAAUGCAUUUCCAUGAACACUCUGGUGCCUUACAGGUGCUUCAAGCGCAGCUUCCCUGGCAUCUCCAGGUCUACUUACUAUAACUGGCGCAGAAAAGCAAUCAAGGAGAACCCCAACUUCAAAUACCCCCAGUCACCCUUGGAUAACCAGAAAGCUCUAGCUACAGGAAAGUCAUUCCUGCAGCUGAAACCAAGCAGUGUGCCUGUUAGGAAGAGACGGAAUGGACACCGGCCAGCACCCAGGAGUCUCCUGCAGCUACAGCCUUCUUUGUGCUGGAGAAAGCAGCUGCGAGAUGUGGCCAGGAGGCAGGUCCARCAGUGGCAGCUGCCAUUCUGCAAGUACCGCCUGCGCUACCCAUCUCUCUCCUCCACAGCCUACUGGUUUUGGAAGGGCAGUGGCCAGGCUGUUUGGCAGCAUCGCCUGCCCUGGAGCAGCUCCAGCCAGYCAUUGAACCGUGUGGCUUCCCUGGCACCUCCAAGAGCAGAACCAGGCCUCAAACCACAGUGCCAUUUGGAGGUAGCCACCAAGCACAUAGAUAAGCCAGUGCCUGCCAUGCCAUGCAACACCACCAUUUCAGGCUAUGCCAUGUCGGAGAGAGCCAACAGCCGGAUGUUUGUGAUGGAUGUGAUUGCCACUGCCCAGUUCAAGGCACAGGCCAAGCUGUUCCUGCAGCAGCGCUUUGAGUCAAAGACCUUCCCGACCUACAAAGAGUUCAGUGCCCGCUUCCCCCUCACAGCCCGUUCCACCUAUUACAUGUGGAAGCGUGCCCUGCAUGAUGGGCUGACAUUGGUGGAUGCYUGAGUGCCAGGUGCCAGCUGGCUUGGCCAAAGCUCCUCUGCUGAUGUGCCCUUUGGCUCUCUGGUGGGGUGCCCAGGUUGGGGCCUCACUAAUUUUUGUUCUGGUUUUGUUUUGUUCCUAGUCUCUGGCUUUCUUUUCUGUGUGGUUCUGUCAGGURUGGGAGCAUCCUCACAGUGCCUAUUCCCAGAGGCUGGAGGAGUGGAAGGAGAAGGCAUUGAGUGCCCCAAAGGAAAGGGGUCAGGUAAUUUUCCUCUCUUUGUGCUCAGAGGAUGAGCAAGGGAGGCAGUACUGUGCCAGUGUCAUGGGAUGCUGCUGUGAGAUGGAGCAUGUGAAAGUCUCUCUGCCCUAGGCAGUUGCUUGAACAAGUAACGUGGAUGUGCAGGAUGAGCAUGGAGGUGCCCAGCAUCUCCUCGGUGAGCAGAGUAGUACUGGCUCAGCUGUGAGUGAGGAGAGGUUUGGGGAAUGCUCAGCUUUAUGUAAGAAGCAUCUUUCGUCUGGGUUUUAUUCUCCCAGCUGAGGGGAAUAAAAGCUUCACCUGGGGUCAAUGAAGCUCUGGCUUUUAGUACCUGCCUCUGGCUGCCCUGAUCUUUCCUAGAUGGAGCAGAGGCUGGUAAAUGAGGGGACUUCUGGCCUCACUGUAAUCAGUAUGCUGAAGAUGCUAAGAUAGAAGUCAGUGUCCUUUGCAGGCUCUGGAGAAGUUGUCCCUGACCUUUCAGGUCUUGUAGCAGUAACCUUUCACACAAACCUUUACUCUCUCAGCUGGCAGCUGCCUUACUUUUCUAGGGUCUCUCUUCCUUGAUAUCUAGGAAAAUGCAGAGAGACUGAAGCUUAUGUGCCCAGUGUCCCUGCAUCCCCUGUGCUGUUCUGCAAGCAACAUGGAUGCAUAUAUCUCACUUGUAAGAAACCAAAGCAAUAAAGAUUCUUCCACUCCUAGUUCUGUGCAGUUUAUCACUCUUGCUGCAUGAUUUCUCAGCAAGGCUUUCCCCUCCAUUCUGCAUUCUAAAACUUGUGGGCAGGGAGAGCCUGUGCACAGCUCAAUCCCCGCUCCUGAGAAGGUCCUUUCCUGGCUCCUGGUGGGGACUAUAUGCUGCUUGAUGUCUCUUGUCUGAAGGCCUGACUGGAGCUAUGCUCUCCCUGAUAAGAGCCCAGGGCUUGGCUUAUAGAUCAGAUGCAAGGCUGGAGAUAACCCAGUGGGCACAGCUCUGUGUGACAGCAGGGAUGCAGAGGUAAUGUCUGAGAUGUUGGUGGCCCUGCCCUCAAGUGGUGGUGCUGUACUGGGAGCCUGAAACCAGCUGUUUGCACCKGCCCUAUGAGCAUCUUGAGGCACAAGGCUGAGGAGGUCUCUGCCUGACUCCAAAAAGCCUCAUCCCCUUAGUGUGUGAGCACUCCUGUGGUGUCUGUCAUCGUGGCUGUGCAGGACUAAGCUGUAGGACAUCUGGGGCUGGCUGGUAGCACUGAGGGUUGUGGUGACAAAUGCAGUACCUGCUCUUGUUUCCCAGKAAGCUGUCAGAAGCCAGAAUGACCUACAGAUGUGGUGGGAGACCCUCCCAUUUACAAGGUCAGCUUUUGAGGCUGGGUUGGCAGGACUGAGUCUUGUCUUACCCUCAGGCCUUUGACAGGGCAUUAGGAGCUUUGGUGACCAUGUUAAAAGGAGAUGCCACAACUCAUGUGCUUUGUCUGUCCCCAACCCAUCCCCUUGCUCUGUCCUACCCCUGCCUUGCAGGCUUGCUUGCAAAUAAUUUGUUUUUCCUUAAGGUGUCUGGAACCUCUUGCUGCCUGCUGCAGCCCAGUCCUAUCCUGAUGUAGUCUGGCUUCACCCCCUGUGAGCCUCCUGGGCAGAGRGGCCCUAUGCUGGAAAGUUCUGAGCUUUCUUUUGCAACAGCCUGCAGGAGAAAGGUGCUCAGGGUUGCCCUGGGGUAGGGCAGCUGUUGUGAACCAGCAUMUGGGGUAUCUCUUAAGAAUACCCUCCCCACCAUCCAUCUACACCYGUGUGCCCUCUGUAGUCCCAGAGGAGGAGUUCUGGGGCACUCAGUGGGUGCUCUGGGAAGGGAGGCACAUAAGGAGCAGGGAGCUGCCAAGCAGCGCUGUGUACUGCUGCAGAGAGCCCUGGGCUCUGUGUCAGGAAGUAAUUGAAGUAAUUAGCUGCCAGGGAGGACUAAUCCAUGAACUUCUCUAAGGGAGUGAGCUGUUAAUUACUCCAGAAAGAUUACCUACGUCUCCACACUGCUGGAGGCUGGAGAUAGCUGCUUUCACAGCAGUGGUGACUGCAGCAGCAGCUGUGAAAAUGGAUGCAAGGCCCUCAGUGUUCCCUUCAUGGCCUAAGCCAAAGGAAGCAGCAGGGAUGGUGGAUUUUCUGACAGUGGGUGCCAACAUGGGCCCUAUUUGGGUGGCCUUGAGGCUGGGGAAGACUAUGCCUGAUAGCAGGGCUGGGGCAUCCAUCAGUAUGGCACAGCACAGUGGGUGGUGGUCAGCUGCUGSUGGGGGCAAGUGGGCGUCAGGAGAGCCUGAGGGGGCCUUUGUGGUGUUACCCAGUGCUCUGCAGGGUGAAGGAAUAACUUGCCCUGCUUCACUCUCCCCGAACUGGGAGUGUUGCAUGCAUCACACCUGGGCAGUUGCAGAACGAAUCUCUUUCUGGGUACUGGCCUUGGGCUCCAACCCCUUGCAAGACAAUUUUUAGAGGUCCUGGUGAAGGGAUCUGGUGUGUUGGUUUUUCUGCCCUUAGCUGGAUGUUUGGGUGAGACAUGGUGGGGAAAAUAUCACUCAUCCCYGCCCUAUGCAUUGAUGGCAGUGGGCCAUGUUGGGCCACUGCCAGUUGGCACCACCUAAGUGGUGGGUGCUUGUUAGUUACUGAUGUUGUUUGUGGCUGAGCAGAGCUUAAAUGGAAGGGAAAUUGUAGCACUUGAUUUGUAACUGUCAUGCUGCUCGUGUGCAGAGCUGGUGGUAGAUGAGUUGAGGCAGCCUCUGCUGCUCCACAUCUCACUGUCAGGCCCUGGAUGGUGAAUCUCUCCAUUUGCACGUGGGCCGUGAGGUUUAGCUCAGGUUCCACCUAAACCCCCUCACAGACARCUACUUAUUAAUACUGACCUCAGAAAAGAUGGAAAUCAAAAGGUGACUGAAAAGCAGAGGCUGGGGGGCUGCAAAGCACAUGGGGAGCACCCUUUCACUUACCUGUAAUUUAGGGCUCUGCUCUGCCACUAAAGCAUCCAUUUGCAUCCGUGGAAGAGGUGCAUAAGGUGGGCACUGCAGUGCUGCAGAGCCUGCCCAAGUGCUCUGGGAAUAGUUGAUCGUGCCCAAGCAAAUCUUUGGGGCGCUAAGUGGAUACAUGUUAGCUCAAACAUGGCUUUGCCUCCACAUUUUGCACAGGCAGCUGGCUUGUUGCUGCAAAGAGCAAUAGUGUUGGUCAGAAAAGCACAUCAAAGUAGUGACAGGGUUGCAUUUCACAGGAUAGCUCCUGUGCUUUGCUGGGAUCAUCAGAGUGGAGAAGUGGCAGCAGCAGGAAGACAGAGAAGCCAGAGCCACCAUUCAAAACUACUCAUGAGCUGACAAGCAUGGCAGCAAUUCAUUGUCAAAAUAUCUCUGGGGGAGGGGAAAAAAAGAUGAGAAAAAGAGGGAAAAAGGGAUCUUUUUUAUCAGUCCCCUGCAAUAGUUCCCUCCAUAGGUCCAGACUACAAGCAACUAGUGCUGCCAAGCCAGUUCAGUAGAUCAAACAAUCUUUUUCCUCCUGUGCCCCAGGGGUAUUUGUGGGGAACCAUCUGCCUCUGUCCAAGCAGGUUACACCAGGACUGCCAGGUCCUGUUUUCUGUUCUACCACCUGCUAUACCUCCUUUGAUUAAAAUUCAUCUCAUGUACUGUGGCUGCAAAUGUCUUCUGGAGUCCAGCUGUGGCCCAUCACUGCCCUGCCAUUAUGCUUCAYGAAUAUUUUUUUGCUGAGCUAAUUGCCCAAGCAUCAAAUCUGCCUUUUUCAUGUCAGAGCAAUGGCUCAGGCUUUUCCCUGGUUACUGCCAGCUGAGGACCUCCCCACCUGCUGCAGCAAUUCCUGCUGGCAACCCCUCACGGCAUUUCUCUGCAUUUCAUCCCAUCUCUACCACUCCUGCYUUUGAGGUAACCCACUUUCUGUAUUUCAAAACCCUCCUAAUUUGUCUCUUUAGCAAAUGACACUAAGGCACCCCUCUUUUCUAUGCCAACUUGUUAGUGAAAGUAUGGGAAAUCAGUUCUCAUAUAGAUCCUCAAGGAUGUUUCCCUCCACCCCAACUGAUCUUCUAAAAUAUCAACAGCCCAUUAAUACCUGUCUUUGCUUUCAUGGACCAGCCCCUACCUGACAACUGUUGGUGUAGGUGGUUGCUGGUGUGGUUCCAUCCCAGCAGUAGGCCCAAGGUCCAGAUGCAUUGUUCCCAGCCUUUUCUCUUCUAGAAAACAAGUCAGCUGAUAUGUAAUGCUAUUUUAGCACAGUCAACAUCUGGAAAAUACUGCAGUUUUGGAGAAAGUACUCAGAUAUGAAAGCACUUUAGGAAGGAAAACUUCUGUUUUUCUAGCUAAUACUGUCAAGAGUUUGUUGCCUAUGCCUAGAUUUUGAUAUACUACUUGGAGCAUGUCAUUUCAGCAGAUACUGCACUUAUUUGCAUUUAAUUUCUCCUCCCCUGACAUCUUCCUUUACUGCUUUUCCCAUCACUUAAGUAAAUGCAGUGGUGGGAAAGGUAGGAGAGCUGUGGUAGGAUGGACAGCUCCUGCUAAACUCAGGUGCUUGAGAAUAAAGUUAUGUCCUUGUGGCACUUCUGUGACUGUGUGUUUUGACAGGGAG
Malurus melanocephalus (red-backed fairy wren) is the source of this 7081-nucleotide messenger RNA. RefSeq names its product vertebrae development associated (gene VRTN). NCBI's taxonomy places the organism in Eukaryota, Metazoa, Chordata, Aves, Passeriformes, Maluridae. Gene Ontology annotation, cellular component: chromatin. The transcript is spliced from 2 exons. The record is from RefSeq and is a predicted model, not a curated record. Gene Ontology annotation, biological process: regulation of transcription by RNA polymerase II. The coding region runs from base 259 to 2286 and encodes 675 amino acids.